UUUCCCUCUUUCUAUUUUUGCAUAAUACCGUAGGCUGACUUUUACCUAAUUAUUCCAAAAUCAAAAAAAGCUAGGUCGUCGCACCCACCUGAAAAAAUUCUGCCGGUAGAGAUUCAGUUUCCGAUCAGCUCACCGAUUCAUAUCUUCCGAAAUCAAGCACCAGGGCGCUAACCUGCGCACCUGGCGCUCUUUAUCACAUUCUCCCUCUUUCCUCUAUCUUCAACCUACCUCUCAAUACCACAACACAUCCAAUAAUUCAAACCAAAAAAAAAUAAAAAAAAUUACAUAAAAGGAGGAAAAUAUGGGAGAUGUGUGGGCCUGGGCUCUCUUCUUCUUCAUUCUAAUCGCCCUUGUUAUUAUGUUAGUUUACCAGCUCAUGUGCUUGACCGAUCUGGAGUUCGAUUAUAUCAAUCCGUACGACUCGGCGUCUCGAAUAAACAAUGUGGUUUUGCCUGAAAUCAUUACCGAAGGGGUUUUGUGUUUGCUUUUCCUUCUAACGGGGCAUUGGGUCAUGUCGCUUUUCUGUUUACCGUACCUCUACUACAACGUGAUGUUGUAUCUUAAGAAAAAGCAUCUAGUCGACGUAACCGAGAUCUUUAACUUGCUAAAUUGGGAAAAGAAGCAACGGCUUUUCAAGCUCGGUUACGUCAUACUUCUUCUCUUCAUGUGCUUGUUCUGGAUGAUUUAUAACGCACUCGAAGACGACGAGUAACCACCACGACAGAUUUCUCCGGUGCUUUUGAUGCACUUUUCAAUUUUUGCAAAUUGUAACUUAGAACUUUAGUUUGAGGCUUAAAGUUGGCCUUAUUUAAUGUUGUUUGAUUGUAAACCUGUAACAAUAUAUAGAUAAGUUAAAACAGUUUCAGGGUUGGUUCAUUGGUUUUGUUUGCUAUUUAAUUAUUGAAUUUUGAGGUUGUCUUUCCUCUUUUUUGUCCCACUGAUGUGUAAACUGAGGACAUGGUUUUAAUGCAAUGCUGGAUAUUUAUUUUUUCGGGUUAAUUAAA
Molecule: messenger RNA, 1004 nt
Organism: Erythranthe guttata (spotted monkey flower)
Lineage: Eukaryota; Viridiplantae; Streptophyta; Magnoliopsida; Lamiales; Phrymaceae
Product: protein cornichon homolog 4
Biological process (GO): vesicle-mediated transport
Source: RefSeq, a predicted model, not a curated record